AUGGCGACGGAACGACGAAUAAAGUCUUUGAAGCUGCGACAGCGCAGCAUCCAAACGUCUUUCGACCUCAUCAAGGCGUUUGUCGACAAUUAUGAGGAUGAUACUGAUGCUUGUCAAGUACAGGUGAGACUAGAGCACCUUGCAUCGCUCUGGUCCGAUUUCAAUAAAGUGCAGGCAGAACUCGAAUCACUCGACGAAACCGGCAUCGAGCAACAAUUCAAACAUCGAUCCAGCUUUGAAUCUGCUUAUUAUAAAGUGAAGGGUUUUUUACUAACCCUUAAUAAAACGCCUGUUACACCGUGCGCUUCUGGUUCUCCUUAUGCUGGUCAUUUCCCUCCAUCGGCUUCGCACGUGCGCUUGCCCGAUGUCAAACUCCCAGUGUUCAGCGGGAAUCUAGAUAACUGGCUAAAUUUUCACGAUUUGUAUCUGUCGCUGGUUCAUUCAUCCGCCGAACUUUCCAACAUUCAGAAAUUCUACUACUUACGCUCUUCGCUAUCUGGGGACGCAUUAAAAUUGAUCCAAACCAUCCCCAUUAGUGCCAACAAUUAUGUAGUCGCUUGGAACCUACUGGAAGAUCACUAUCAGAAUCCUGCAAGGUUAAAGCAUACUUAUGUGGAUGCUCUUUUCGAGUUCUCAACUAUUAAACGUGAAUCCGCAUCGGAACUGCAUUCGCUGGUGGAAAAAUUUGAGGCAAACGUUAGAGUGCUACAACAGCUCGGCGAGCAAACACAGUGUUGGGACAUUUUACUUAUUCGAAUGUUAAGUAUUCGAUUAGACCCAACGACGCGGAGAGAUUGGGAAGAAUAUGCAUGGACCAGAGACGCAAUUUCUUUUCCUGAUCUUACAGCCUUCAUUCAACGUCGCGUGACUGUGCUCCAAAAUAUGCAAUCUAAUUCCGCUGACAUUGUAUUAGCUUCCAAUGUGAAAAAGGGAAACAUUCGCCCUGUAGCCAGUCAUGGAGCAAAUUAUUUUAAUUCUCGGAAAUGUAUCAUGUGCAACGAAAAUCAUGCUAUAUAUCAGUGCUCCAAAUUCUCAAAACUACGCUUGGAGGACAAGGAAAAGGAAGUACGUCGUCUUCAGUUAUGCCGCAACUGCUUACGUCGGGGUCAUAUGGUCAAGGAAUGUUCAUCAUCCAGCACAUGUCGUAAAUGCCAAGGUCAUCAUCACACUCAACUGUGCUCAAGUGUCGCGUGCGAGCAGAAGUUAUCGAACUCACCUACGUCCCAAGCUACUUUUUCUCAAGCAACCGAGCAAUCAAGAUUACCGUCAGUGUCUGCCACGCUCACCGACUUAGUGAGCCACGCUUCGUCAAGUCACAAGAGCCAUUGUGUAAUUUUAGCCACUGCAGUUGUCAUUUUAGUUGAUGAAAAGGGCAAUCGUCAUCCUGCUAGAGCAUUAUUGGAUUCUGGCAGCGAAUGCUGCUUUGUAACUGAUCGUCUUGUUCAAUCACUUCGAGUGCAGCGCAAACGGACAUUCGUUCCGGUCGCAGGAAUCGGUCAGUCGUCUACCAAUGUUCGUCAGAAAUUUUUAACUACUAUACGAUCACGCAUUAGCGACUAUAGUGCCAACGUAGAGCUUCUAGUCUUACCUAAACUAACUGUAGACCUGCCAACCGUUUCGGUAGACAGUACGUCGUGGCAAUUUCCUCCGGACAUACAGCUGGCUGAUCCUAAUUUUUUGUAG
Molecule: messenger RNA, 1683 nt
Organism: Malaya genurostris
Lineage: Eukaryota; Metazoa; Arthropoda; Insecta; Diptera; Culicidae
Exons: 1
Coding region: 1-1683 (560 amino acids)
Source: RefSeq, a predicted model, not a curated record